AUGCAUUGUUUACCGCCUAAGCCACGCUAUAAGACCUCGCAAGAAGAACCAGAUGAUAACUCUUUGGCAAGAAGAUCAACUCGAUUCGCAUUUGCUCAAUUGGACACCAAUAGCAUUCAAAACCAUUGGACAACACAAGAAAAAGCGGCAUUCGUUUGGGUACAAUUGUACAUCAUCAUGUCCAUGUUACCAUCCGAAGAAGCAUUCAAUAUCACCAUCAAUCAUGACCAUCUUACUCGUGAUUUGAUUCAAGCGCUUUUGGAUGCUAAUUUAGCCAUUCCACAUCCUAUCCCGGGUAAAUUGGACGAACCUGCAAAAUUGAUCACCUAUCGUUCAAUCUUUUGGCAAUCUGCUUUUCCGUUCUCGCAUAAUCCAUGGUUAUCGGCAAUUGGACAUUGGCAAAAAUCACCUGUGGAUAUCGUGCAUGACGUACCUGCUCUUUUGAACGAUGCAGCAAAUGUCUAUCAUCCACGUAGACCACGCAAGCCAACGGUACGUGAUGGUCCUGUAUAUACGAGACAUAUCUUGGAACUUGGACAAACAUUAACAUUUGAACCGAUUUCAAGUGAAGAUGCGGAAUUUGUUAGAUUGUUUACAAAAUGGCAAAAUGAUGAACGUGUUGCGAUCGGAUGGCGUCAAAAAGGUGGAGAAGAAGUUCAAAAGAGAUAUUUACAAAGUAUUGAAGCAAAUCCGAGUACGAUUGGUUUGGUAGGAAAAUGGGAUGGAGAACCUUGGGGUUAUGUGGAAGUGUAUUGGGCCAAGGAGAGUAAUAUCGGUCGAUUCUACAAUGCAGAAGAUUAUGAUCGUGGUUUUCAUGCUUUGGUGGGUGAACAACGUUUUCGUGGUCCACAUCGGGUACGUAGUUGGAUGGGAAGUUUGAUUCAUAUGUUAUUCGUUCAAGAUGCAAGAACACAAAGGGUUGUUUUGGAACCAAGAGCAACGAAUGCGGUUAUGAUAAAUUAUGCAACGAUGUGUGGUGGACAUGUAGAAAAGUUGAUCGAUUUACCACAUAAACGUGCAGCUUUGGUCAUUUGUCCAAGAGAAGGUUUCUUUCAAUUAUGCCCUUUGGGACCUUUGACGACUAUCAAUACGGCUUAUCCACGUCAUUAUCAAAAACAAUCAUCCGAAACGCAAACGCAAAAGAAGCCAGAAGAAGGCGUAAAGAAAGCGUAA
This is a messenger RNA of Meira miltonrushii, 1173 nucleotides long. RefSeq lists its product as uncharacterized. The record is from RefSeq and is a predicted model, not a curated record. Lineage: Eukaryota; Fungi; Basidiomycota; Exobasidiomycetes; Exobasidiales; Brachybasidiaceae. The transcript has a single exon. The coding region runs from base 1 to 1173 and encodes 390 amino acids.